This is a messenger RNA of Hippocampus comes (tiger tail seahorse), 817 nucleotides long. RefSeq names its product putative GTP-binding protein 6. NCBI's taxonomy places the organism in Eukaryota, Metazoa, Chordata, Actinopteri, Syngnathiformes, Syngnathidae. The record is from RefSeq and is a predicted model, not a curated record. The transcript has 2 exons. The coding region runs from base 260 to 799 and encodes 179 amino acids.
GGUUAUCGUCGCACUUAGUGGAUGGGAACUAUUUCCUGCAAGACUAACUUUAGGGCAAAAUAUUUGUACCGUUUGUAAUGGCAACGCAAAGGAAAAGAUGUAGUCGAAUUUUAAACGCAGUACAUUACUAGAGUAACGUCGAUAAGAAGUAGAGUUUUGUGCUAUGUACUAGUAUGCUAAGAUUAUAUUAUUCAGUAGGCUAUGAGGAAACUGUGUAUUACGAUGUUGCAUUCCAUGACAUGACGAGUUCUUGAAUAACAUGGCAAUCGUCAGGAGGAUCCACGCGUGGUCGUCUCUCCUGCACGGCGCCUGCACACGCAUCAGCCGGCCAGUGGCAACUUUGACCCCCACUUGGACGAGCCGCCUUCCACGGCACGGAGACCCCCCCACGCCGCGGUGCAACAGCAGAGCGUUUGGGCUCUCUCGCUGCACCUGGAGGCGCUCGGACGGCUUCACCGAAGACAGAGGUUUCACACAGCAGGAAGAUGACAUCGACGAGGACGAGGACUCGAUGGAGGAGGAGGAGGAGGCCGACGAGCUGUUCCGGGAGCUGCAGCCCGCCACCGCCCUCCCAGAGGGCCCGCACCGGCUCUUUGUGGUUCAUCCUGAUGUCAAGUGGGGAAGCAGGAAACAACACCUGACCACAGGUGAAUGGACAGUUAACCUCACCGUAUUCACAAAUUUGCGUGCUCGCGGAUUUUGUAGUCAGGCCAAAGCCAUGUCGGAUUUAAAAAUAAUGCUUUUGCACCAUCCUAGUGCCAAGGUACUGUAUCGAAGUAAGGGGCGGUGGUUCACUUAGUUGGACCAAUCCCCCUCC